AUGAGAAAGCUAACGCCGCAUAGGGAGGCAUUCAAUGACAUUUAUCUCAACCUCUCACGAAAGCCUGGUGCGACUCGAUUCUCCGACUCAGGAUUUGGCUGGAAGCCAGCGAACGGCGAAACCUACACUUGCGACCAGUCACAGAUUAUCCAAGCGCAGUGGAGCCGAGCGGCGCGCGGGUACGAAGUCAAGAUCCUCUCACGUAACGAUGGCAUAAUACAGCUUGAUGGAUUCAAGCAGGAGGAUUUCGACCGUGUCGCAAAAGUCUUCAAAACUUGGUAUGGCAUAAGUUUGGACAACCGAGAGCACGCUCUGCGUGGUUGGAACUGGGGAAAGGCCGACUUUGGUAAGGCUGAGCUCACCUUCAACGUCGCCAACCGUCCCGCGUUCGAGGUACCGUACACCGAAGUCUCCAACACCAACCUGGCAGGCAAGAACGAAGUCGCAGUCGAUUUCUCGCUUCCAGCGGACAGUGAUUCGGGCGCGAAUGGCCAACUUGGAGGUGCCAGGUUUAGAGGCAAGAAAUCUGCUGGCGCCCGGGACCAGCUUGUUGAAAUGCGCUUCUACAUACCCGGUUUGGCAUCCAAGAAGGAGAAGACCGAAGAUGGAGAGGACGCUUCUGGUGCAGAGGAUGGUGAAGAGACGAAUGCGGCUAAUCUAUUCUAUGAGACAUUGAUGGAGAAGGCUGAGAUUGGUGAAGUUGCGGGUGACACGUUUGCCACAUUCUUGGAUAUCCUACAUCUUACUCCUAGCAGGGGUCGUUUCGAUAUUGACAUGUACGAGAGCUCGUUCCGGUUGCGUGGUAAAACAUACGACUACAAGAUCCAGUUUGACUCGGUCAAGAAGUUUAUGGUUUUGCCAAAGCCUGACGACAUGCACACUUUGAUCACCAUUGGUCUGGACCCGCCCUUGAGACAGGGUCAGACCCGAUACCCGUUCCUUGUGAUGCAAUUCAAGCGCGACGAGGAAGUCAACCUAGACCUGAACAUGAAGGGAGACUUACUCGAGGACAAGUACAAGGACAAACUUCAGUCACACUAUGAAGCGCCUAUUGCUACGGUUGUAGCUGAUAUCUUCCGUGGUCUCAGCGGAAAACGCAUCACCAGGCCAUCUCGGGACUUUAUCAGUCACCAUGAGCAGUCUGGUGUUAAGUGCUCCAUCAAGGCUAACGAGGGUCACCUUUUCUGCCUCGAUAAAGCAUUCAUGUUCAUUCCCAAGCCGGCCACCUAUAUCAGCAUGGACAACAUCCAAUCAGUGACGAUGUCGCGUGUUGGAGGGGCUAUGGCCGCAAGCCGUACGUUCGAUAUCACCUUCACGAUGAAGAAUGGCAUGGCGGAACAUCAGUUCUCCAACAUAAAUCGUGAGGAGCAACAACCGUUGGAGAAUUUCUUCCGUGCCAAAGGCAUCAAGACGAAGAACGAAAUGGCAGAUGACUCGGGAGCUAUUCUUGCAGCAGCACUUCAAGACGAAGAUCUUGCAUCGAGUGACGAUGGAGCACCAGCAAACCGCGGUAGUGCCGACGAGGAUGACGAAAGUGUUGAUGAAGAUUUCCAAGCAGACUCGGAAUCAGAGGUUGGCGAGGAGUUUGACUCGGACCAUCAGAGCAGCGGCUCCGACAGUGAUGCAGAGAUGGAUGAUGCGGAGAGCGAGGGUGACGCCGCGGAAGCGGUGCCAGAACGACCGAAGAAGAAGCAGAAGGUGUCGCAAUAGCCCAAGAUCCUAGCCACCAUACGCGGGCACGGGUGGACGGGCGACGGGGGAGGGGNGGAGGGGGGAGGGCGGUGAAGGGGGGGCCACUAUCUUUUGACGCUUGCACGUUCAUCACAAAUGCAGCAUUCCAAUGAUAAAAGAAGACGGUCGGGUUGCCGCUC
Messenger RNA from Bipolaris maydis ATCC 48331, 1871 nucleotides. RefSeq lists its product as uncharacterized. Lineage: Eukaryota; Fungi; Ascomycota; Dothideomycetes; Pleosporales; Pleosporaceae. The record is from RefSeq and is a predicted model, not a curated record. Gene Ontology annotation, molecular function: nucleosome binding; histone binding; DNA binding. Gene Ontology annotation, cellular component: FACT complex; nucleus.